AUGACAAUGACCUUCCAAAGCAUGGACGACCAGAUCGCGCUUCUACGCAAGCAAGUCGUAGCCACCGAAUCACAACUCGCCAGCCUCAAAGCCCAGCUGGCACAAGCCGAGUCACGCGCCGAGACUGCACGUCAACUGGAGGCAGCAUAUCAGGGCGGCUUUCCCCCUGAAUGGAUAGGCGAGACAUUGUCGGCACUGACAGAUGAUCUACAUGGCUACGAUGGCACUGCGAGUAGUCCAAGCGAUUUGGCCCGGGACAUUCGCCAUGACACAGGCAUGGAGAAAGAGUUUGUGACACCAGAACCAGUGAGCUCGAGGUGGCCUCUGGCUGGAGAAGAAUACAGGCGAUAUGGACGUCAGAUGAUCAUGAACGAGGUUGGUCUACAUGGGCAGUUACGGCUCAAGAAUGCGAAAGUGCUUGUCGUAGGCUGUGGUGGCUUAGGCUGUCCUGCAGCUGCAUAUCUCGCCGGUGCUGGAGUAGGCACACUCGGCCUCAUGGAUGGUGACAUCGUCGAGGUGUCGAAUCUACAUCGACAAAUCGCACAUUCCACACCCCGCGUGGGAAAGAGCAAAGUCGAUAGUGCAUGGGAGUAUCUGCAUGAGUUGAACCCUCUCAUAAAGUACGAACGCCAUCCCUUCCAUCUCUCCCCCUCGAUAGCACUCACAAUCUUCUCCACCUACCACCUUAUCCUGGACUGCACCGACCACCCAACGUCACGCUACCUCAUCUCCGACGCCUGCGUCCUAACCGGCAAACCCCUCGUCUCCGCAUCAGCUCUCAAAACAGAAGGCCAACUCAUCGUCCUCAACAACCCACCCCGCAUGCCCGGGAAUCCAACAGGCGGACCUUGCUACCGCUGCAUCUUCCCCAAACCGCCACCAGCCGACAGCGUCCUCUCAUGUGGCGAAGGCGGCGUGUUAGGUCCCGUAGUCGGCACCAUGGGCGUCCUCCAAGCGCUGGAAGCCAUCAAACUCAUCACAGCCGGACCACAACGCAAUACUUCCAUCGACCUCGAUCACAUAGCAGAAUCGCCCCGAGCACAAAUGCUCAUCUGCUCCGCCUUCUCAACACCCCAGUUCCGCUCCGUCAGAAUGCGAGGUCGCCAUAAUACCUGCGCCGCCUGCUCAACCCAAGCCACCAUAACCCCAGAUCAACUAACAGACGGCAGCAUGGACUACGCCGCCUUCUGCGGCAUCACAAACCCCAUCACCCUCCUCCCUCCCACCUCCCGCGUCACAGCCGCCGACUUCGCCCGCAUGCCGCGCGACGGCACUAACGUCCUCCUCGACGUGCGGGACGAAACACAAUACGCGAUAUGCGCAUUGAGAGGCAGCAUUAAUGUCCCCUGGCAGGGUAGUGCGGAUCGAUGGCUGGAGAAGGUGAUGCAUAGUGGUGCGUUGAUGCUGGCUGCCAGUGGACGGCAGAGGGAUGUGUUUGUGGUUUGUAGGUUUGGGAAUGAUUCGCAGCUGGCGGCGAAGGCGGUGAUAGAUAUGAUGGGGGCGUUGGAGGAGGGUGGUGGGCCUAGUGGGGCGGGGGUCAAUGUUAGGGAUAUUAGGGGUGGGUUUAGGGCGUGGAGGGAGGAGGUUGAUGGGGAGUGGCCGGAUUAUUGA
Messenger RNA from Fulvia fulva, 1611 nucleotides. RefSeq names its product Adenylyltransferase and sulfurtransferase uba4. Gene Ontology annotation, cellular component: cytosol; cytoplasm. Gene Ontology annotation, biological process: tRNA wobble position uridine thiolation; protein urmylation. Lineage: Eukaryota; Fungi; Ascomycota; Dothideomycetes; Mycosphaerellales; Mycosphaerellaceae. Gene Ontology annotation, molecular function: URM1 activating enzyme activity; thiosulfate-cyanide sulfurtransferase activity; adenylyltransferase activity. The record is from RefSeq and is a predicted model, not a curated record. The transcript has 2 exons. Bases 1 to 1611 code for a protein of 536 amino acids.